AAAAUUACUAAAAAUUGUAUUUAGCAAAAUUUUAGGAAUUUUUGCGACUGUCAAUUUUGAAACGGAAUAGUACGUAAGGUGGCACAAAUAGCCAAAACUUAAUUAACCUAUCUACUGUGUCUGUAAUUGAAAAAAAAUUAACGAAUAAUGAUAAUGAAAACAAACUUCCUUUGAAUUGUUUCAUUUUGGAUUAUAUUGCAUAUUCUAUGCAUAACUGCGUUGCAACAAUUACUCUACAAACUAGGUUUACUUUUCAUUACAUUGCUGACGACCAGAUACUAUGAAGAGAAGUCGUCUUUCAUAUUGGUAUUCUCGUAAUGGACACCUGACUUUGCCGGUUUUCGCAAACAUUUAGUGAGAAAUAUUUUUUGGAUCAGAUAUAAUAGCCUAAAAAUCAUGGAAAAUUGCUUAAAUGUCCAUCCCCUUAAUAAUGUAGUCGAUUUGAUGCAAAUAAAUAAGAAAAGAUUGCAAAGUUUACUUGAGAAAUUGAAUUGGUCUGAAGCUGAUAUAUUAAGGAGCUUUAAUACCAAUCCGCAGGUUGAGAUUAAAUGCAAAACAAUAAAAAAUCCACAAAUAUCCACUUUCCCGGAAAGCUACGGAUGGAAAAAUUCUCUAAAUCUACACACCUCUCAAUUACAAGGACUGUUAAAGAAUUAUAAAGUAGAGGCACCACGAAAUUUCGCCGAAUUACAACUUAAUUUUACACGGGAGGAAAAAUUAAAAAUAUAUGAACAUACUAUAGAAAACACGUUUAAAAUAGAUGAAAUUGUAACCAUUAAAAGAAACCACAACGAAGUUUCUUUUGCCGAAAUUGUUGCUGUGAAGCGUAGAGAGAAACGUAAAAAGCGUCGAUAUCGUACCAGCAAGCCCACUCAUACAGAGGAAGUAAGAGCCUUACUGGAUUUGCAAAUGCAGGCCUUACGACAAUACUUGAGGCAAAGAAACUAUAGAUACGACAACCGAGAAUCACAAGCGAACGGAAAAAGCCAGAAAGAAGAAAAAGGAGUUUGCAAGAGCACAAUUCGAGAAUGUGACGAGAAAACGAAAGACGGAAAACGAAGUAAUAGAUGUGAAAAGAUGUCCAAAAGAAGUGAAAGAGUGGGAAGUGGUGUGUCAGAGGGUAACAAGAGAGGAAGUAAAGAUCAGUAUUACCGACGUUCCUCCCGGGAAUAUAAGUGGUCACCCCGCAAAUCAAAAUCCCGUAGUAAAAGCAUCGAAAAAUUUCACAAAAGAAAAAGCAGUCGAAGAUCAAGUUCAAUAGAUGAAAGAAUAUAUUACAAGAAAAACAGAAGCCAGCCAGGACAACAAAGGGAUUACUAUAAAAAGACACAUAGGAAAUGAAAAAAAUAAAGCAAAAAAUUUCACGGCUAA
Glossina fuscipes is the source of this 1371-nucleotide messenger RNA. Its product is annotated as arginine/serine-rich coiled-coil protein 2. The record is from RefSeq and is a predicted model, not a curated record. Bases 397 to 1341 code for a protein of 314 amino acids. Lineage: Eukaryota; Metazoa; Arthropoda; Insecta; Diptera; Glossinidae. The transcript is spliced from 4 exons.